Molecule: messenger RNA, 1695 nt
Organism: Megalobrama amblycephala (Wuchang bream)
Lineage: Eukaryota; Metazoa; Chordata; Actinopteri; Cypriniformes; Xenocyprididae
Exons: 7
Coding region: 200-1408 (402 amino acids)
Source: RefSeq, a predicted model, not a curated record
AGACUGUAUAUAAUCUCCAUCCUACUUGUCAGACUGGCUGACUGCGCUGCGUCUCUGCAGUUGGAUAAUUCUUCAAAUUAUAAAUCACUUGAUUUAAAAUUUGUAUCUUCACCAUCAUAUAUUUUUGGCUGACUUAGUUGCUGCUGGACAGUACACAAUUCUUACAGUUGGACACUUGCAGUGUACGAUCAUUAUAAACAUGGCUGAUUCCAAAGUGUGGAGUCCAGAGUUCGUCCAGGAUCUUCUUCCGUCUGCACAGCGAACGGCUCUCCUCUAUCAUCUGUCUUACCUGUGUUUGGGAGGCUUCCCAAAGCUGGAGUAUAUGAUCAGAGAGAGAGCUCUUGAAACACAAAUGCUGUUUGGAUCCUCUGAAACUGUUCUGCUGAAGUGUGUCUGCACGAGUUGCAACCUGGUCUGCUCCCUGUUCCCGAUGCUGAGGAAUGCCGUUCAGAAGAACAAACCCGUUCUGGCUGUGAAGUACCUGGAGAAAGCCAGAACGUGGAUCAAUGACAUCAUUAGAGCCGUGGAUGACAUGGUGAAGAGGUAUGAUCAACAAAACAAAAGUGUGGCGUCGUGCACCAGUGACGUGAUUCAAGAACAAAAAGAGACAGAAGUAAAACUAACUCAACACUCUGAAGAGAUGAAGAGUCUGGAGGAGGCCGUGGCCAAGCUUGAAGAGGAGCUGAGAAAAACUGCCCAAAAUGUAGAGGAAAUUGAGAAAAAAAUUGAUGGAAUAAACUCUGAGCUGCAGGAUCAUAUUAAAGAACUUUCUAGAAACAACAUUGGUAUGAGUAUCCUGGCUGUUUUGGUGCCAUUUAUUGGACCCCUUAUUCAGUCCAUUUAUGAUACUUCUCCUGGUGUUGCUGCUCAAACUCAAUAUCUCAACGCCGAACUGUCCCGUCUCACCUCUGAAAAGAGUAAUCUGCGAAACAGAGAGUGGAACAUCCAAGUCAAACUGACUGACCUUCAGCUGAAGUUGGCGAUUUCCAAAAUACAGAUGGGUGUGAUUCCCAGUCCUGUCCACCUGAACGAUGUCCAGAAGUGCCUUUCUCGAAUCCAGAAAAUUCUGGUUCAGCUUAAAAUGUUCUGGGAGAAAGUGGGUGUUGCGUUGGACACACUGAAAGACAAGACCUUUGCUGGAGAUGCACUGAUUGAAGAGCUGGAUGACCUGAAGGAGGAGUUUCUGACCUCUAUUAAAACAGCAGGAAUGUACUGGAAGACAUUUGGUGAAUGCUGUCAGAGGGCACAGGGCAUCUUCAGCAUUCAGAAUAAGGAUGCUUAUCAAUUCCUGGAGAUCAAUCCAUCUUCACUCUCAGAGGAUGAAAGGAUGGAGCAUUAUGAGUGUAUCAUGGAGAAGCUGAAGAAUAUCAAUCCUCAGGGCUCGACCACAGCCACCAUCACUGAGUGACAGACAGAGAUCUGACGCUUCUUUCACACUUUAAACGCUCUUUAUAAGGUAUAUGCAUAUUAAUGCAAUUAACUUGUCAUUUUUGUAAUGCUUUUUAAUCAUUAUAACUGCUCUCUUACAUGCUCAAUUACACUUCCACAUGCAUAUUUUAAAUUGAGUUGAUGUUAGGAAUGUAUUUCUCUAUCUCUAUUAAAAUUGCUUUGCAUUUCAUUAUGGUUUAUAAAUCGCGUGGUCUGGUCACAUGACCAAUGCUUAAAAGACAUUAAACAUUCAUUGCAGCAAAAUCA